Messenger RNA from Arachis stenosperma, 888 nucleotides. RefSeq names its product VAMP-like protein YKT61. Gene Ontology annotation, molecular function: SNAP receptor activity. The transcript is spliced from 6 exons. Gene Ontology annotation, cellular component: Golgi apparatus; membrane. Lineage: Eukaryota; Viridiplantae; Streptophyta; Magnoliopsida; Fabales; Fabaceae. Bases 96 to 707 code for a protein of 203 amino acids. The record is from RefSeq and is a predicted model, not a curated record. Gene Ontology annotation, biological process: endoplasmic reticulum to Golgi vesicle-mediated transport.
GCCGUUAGCUUGCUUUCUGUUACGGAGUGGUAGUUAUUGGUUAACGAAUAACGGUUAGUUUCCCAUUCCCAAGACCAAGAUCCAAAGGAAAGAGAAUGAAGAUCACAGCUCUGUUCGUUUUGAAAUGCAACGCCACUACCACCACUGAUGGAUCGGAUCCACUCAUUCUGGCUAACGCCACCGACGUAAGCCAGUUCGGUUAUUUUCAGCGUUCCUCCGUCCGAGAAUUCAUCGUCUUCAUCGCUCGCACCGUCGCCAAACGCACUCCUCAAGGCCAACGCCAAUCCGUCCAACACGAAGAGUAUAAGGUUCAUGCUUACAACCGUAAUGGCCUCUGUGCUUUGGGGGUUAUGGAUGAUCACUAUCCAGUUCGAAGUGCAUUCUCUCUUCUCAACAAGGUGAUGGAUGAGUAUCAAAAAAGUUUUGGCGAGUCAUGGAGAACUGUUGACAAAGAUAGCACUCAAUCAUGGCCCUUUCUGGAUGAAGCUUUGAUCAAAUUCCAGGACCCUCAUGAAGCUGACAAGUUAUUGAAAAUUCAGAAGGAUUUAGAUGAAACAAAAAUCAUUCUUCACCAGACUAUUGAGAGUGUUCUUGCAAGAGGGGAGAAGCUAGAUAGCUUAGUUGAGAAGAGUUCUGAUCUAAGUGCAGCAUCACAGAUGUUCUACAAGCAGGCAAAACAAACCAACCAGUGUUGUACGGUUUUGUAGACUCUAAUAUCAUGAUCCACUCAUUCCACCUGAUCUUGACAACGAGGUGGUUAAUUGUUUAGGACAAAAGAGCUGCUUCUUUUUCUUUAUCAUUCUCAAGUGUUUGGUUUGCUUGGUCAAAUUCUGGAUUUCAGACACGGAACUGAAUAUUGAAAGAACUUGCAAUAUAUUUUUAGUAUGA